This is a messenger RNA of Plectropomus leopardus (leopard coralgrouper), 7361 nucleotides long. RefSeq names its product nuclear receptor subfamily 3, group C, member 1 (glucocorticoid receptor) (gene nr3c1). Gene Ontology annotation, cellular component: nucleus. The record is from RefSeq and is a predicted model, not a curated record. Gene Ontology annotation, molecular function: zinc ion binding; nuclear glucocorticoid receptor activity; steroid binding. Gene Ontology annotation, biological process: nuclear receptor-mediated glucocorticoid signaling pathway; regulation of DNA-templated transcription. Lineage: Eukaryota; Metazoa; Chordata; Actinopteri; Perciformes; Serranidae.
CUUUCCUAAUGGCUAGUUGCGGCUAUCAUCAGCUCAGCCAGUUAAAUGUAGUUUGCACGACCAUUUACUGCUAGAUUGAAGUGGAAGACUGAAAACUCUCUAAACGCAGUCAGUUGCGCGUGUUUUUGUCGUUUUAUCAAGACAUGUAGCGAGGACACGACGGCUGAGGAGUAACAAACAUUGAGUCAGUGUUGCGUGUUGUCACUGCCACUUUCAACCAAAACAAUGUUGACAGACGACCUGUGGACACAUACCAACAUUCAGUCAUUUCAAGGAUGGAUAAAAGUGGAGUGAAGAAAUUAACAUAUAGAAGAGAUGACCAUUUAAGCAAAUUGGUCUACACUGAAAGCCCCGAGGAGGGAGGUCUGUUAAAAGUGGCUCCUCACAGUGCUGUGUCCAUCACCUCUGCCACCUCCGUUGUUCUUCCAUCCAGCCCGUUGAUGCAGCCAGGACAGGUGCCUAACGGCCAAAGCAACAGUCCCCUUCCAGAGGAGCUCACCUCCGUCACUGCCACCGUAGGCCCCUUGCUGGAAGACCCAGAGCCCAGGGCGCUGACCAAAGAUCAGAAAUUUCAGCAGCAGCUCCCAACACAGACUUCCACCACAUUUGGGCGUCAAACCUUGAGGGAAAAUUUGCCCCAGUUGGAGGCAAGUAUAGCAGACAUUACCCAGUCCUGCAUGGAUUCACUUAUUGGGGGAUCAGAUCCCAAUUUCUUCCACAUGAAAACAGAGGAUUUCUCCAUGGAUAAAGGAGACCAGGAUCCCAUUGACCUUGAUCAUGCCUUUGAUCACAUUGGGAAAGAUGUGGACGUGAACCAGAAAUUUUUCAGCGACAACACUUUGGACCUGCUCCAAGACUUCGAGCUCACUGGGUCCCCCUCAGAUUUUUAUGUAGGUGAUGAUGCCUUCCUGUCCACUUUGGCAGAUGAUUCUCUGCUUGGGGAUGUUAGCUCGGAGAGGGACAUAAAGCCUGCCUUGGUUGAGACUGUUAACGGCAGUGGGGCGAUCCCUGUUGCUCUCAAUGGCAGCAGUGUAACAAGUCAAGAGCAGUGCAGCUCUGCCGCAUCCACAACUGCCUCCUUAACACCUACAACCACUUUGUCUGCGUUGGUUAAGAAAGAAAAAGAUGCUGGGUUCAUUCAGCUCUGCACCCCAGGUGUGAUCAAGCAGGAGAAGACGUCCACAGGCCAGAGUUACUGCCAGAUGAGCAGCACGUCCUCCACAGACAUGUCCAGCCCUAACACCAUCUCCAUCUGCGGCGUCAGUACGUCAGGAGGACAGAGCUAUUGCUUUGGAGUCAACUCCAGCAGCAAUGACGCUCAGCAGCAGAAGAGUCAGAAGCCAGUGUCCAGCCAGUUUCUCCCAGUGACAACCAUUGGUGGGUCCUGGAGCAGAGUCCAGGGUGUUGGAGACAACUCUGCAGUGCUCAGGGCUGGUGAGACGUUCUCAAGCUCUCCCUCCUACCCCACCAGCUUUUCCAGACAGGAAGUGGGAACCAUUGCAUCCACGCCACAGGGAAAGAGCGCGACUCAUAAAAUCUGCCUAGUGUGCUCUGAUGAGGCUUCAGGCUGCCACUACGGCGUUCUCACCUGUGGCAGCUGCAAGGUCUUCUUCAAGAGAGCAGUGGAAGGGCAGCAUAAUUACCUGUGUGCUGGGAGGAACGACUGCAUAAUAGACAAGAUCAGGAGGAAGAACUGUCCAGCCUGCCGCUUCCGCAAGUGUCUGAUGGCAGGCAUGAACCUGGAAGCACGCAAAACCAAGAAGUUGAACCGCUUAAAAGGCGUCCAGCCGAGCAACCUGCCCGAGCUGACUCCCUCUCCGCCAAUUGAGGCUCGCUCCCUUUUGCCCAAGUGCAUGCCUCAACUCGUUCCCACGAUGCUGUCCCUGCUGAAGGCCAUCGAACCGGACACCAUCUACGCAGGCUACGACAGCACCCUGCCUGACACCUCCACCCGCCUCAUGACCACCCUCAACAGGCUGGGCGGCCGUCAGGUCAUCUCCGCUGUGAAGUGGGCCAAGGCUCUGCCAGGUUUCAGGAACCUGCAUCUGGACGACCAGAUGACUCUGCUGCAGUGCUCCUGGCUCUUUCUCAUGUCUUUCGGUCUGGGCUGGAGAUCUUACCAGCAGUGCAACGGCAACAUGCUCUGCUUCGCACCAGACCUCGUCAUCAACGAGGAGCGGAUGAAGCUGCCCUACAUGGCUGACCAGUGCGAGCAGAUGCUGAAGAUUUCCAGCGAGUUUGUCCGGCUGCAGGUUUCCCACGACGAGUACUUGUGCAUGAAGGUCCUGCUGCUGCUGAGCACAGUGCCAAAGGACGGCCUGAAGAGCCAGGCAGUAUUUGAUGAUAUUCGUAUGACAUACAUUAAGGAGCUGGGGAAAGCCAUCGUGAAGCGCGAGGAGAACUCCAGCCAGAACUGGCAGCGUUUCUAUCAGCUCACCAAACUGCUCGACUCCAUGCAUGAGCUGGUCGGCGGGCUGCUCAGCUUCUGUUUCUACACCUUUGUGAAUAAGUCCCUGAGUGUGGAAUUCCCGGAGAUGCUUGCAGAGAUCAUCAGCAACCAGUUACCAAAAUUCAAAGCUGGGAGCGUCAAACCUCUCCUCUUCCACCAGAGAUGACUGUGCCCUGUAACGGACACAUUGCCUUAAGAUCCCACCACAUCACCUCACCACUUCCCCCAUGCCCCCUACCCCACCCCUGAAGAGCGACGAUGAAAGAAACAAGGAUCCAAGGCGAGGAGCAAAUGAUGUUUCUGGGAAUGAGUAUGCAACUUUGUGUAGUAGCUCACGGGUCUGGAAAGAGAGAGACUGGAGACGUUUGUGUAGAAACCAGACAGCGAGCACAGAGGUUUGUUUUGUCGAGCAGUCAAGAUGUUGUGUAUAACAAGUAGGAAAUGUUUGUAAGAUAAAAGAUAAUCACACAGAGAUAUAGGCUAACAUCCAUGACGUCUCAGGUUUCUUACCUUCAAAUACAGAACGAUAUCUAAGGUAGAUAAAACAAAUAUCUAUGUACAGGUUCUGAUAGUAUUUUCUACAUUUUCAAAUGGUAACAGUUUAUACGUUUUUCCAGGUCAUUGUUACCUGGAAAGGUAACAAAGCUUAAUUAAUAACAUGCUCUUAAGUAGGCUUCUAGACUGUAUGUUCCUCUUUUAGUUUUUAUAGGAGGUUAUUAAAAAAUGUUUAUCAGUCAUAUGGGGAAAAAAAACUCCAGUCGUUUAAAAAGCAUAUUUCAUUGCUUUGAUUGGACAUAAGAAACAAUUCUGUUGGAUUGUUAAUUGUUGUUAAAAGGAUGAUUUCUCCCAAGAGCCGACCUCUUCCAGGUUUACACACGUCUAUUUUAAAAGGGAAAAAAUAUGUGCCUUUUUUGCUUCAAAUAUCAUCUUAGCCAUUUCUUCCUCCCUGUUCAAGGCGUGGUCUCUUUAACCCACCAUGGUCUACCUUCAUCAUAUCUUGAUUGUACUUUUUAUGUUACAUGCAGUUGAACGUUUUCCUUCUUUUUUCAAUGGCUGUGUUUAUCUUUAGACGUGGCAGCUCGGCCCAUCCUCCGCGUGUAGAAAUGAUCCUCAUAUUUGAGAAAGAAUAUUCAAAGCCUGCUUCCUUCCACACAAUGUCCCGCACACUCAACUCCUUAAGUGCGAUAUGAGCACUUUGUACCCUGCUUAUGGCUUUAAAAGACUGUGAAGAAAGACUGUUACGCUGUUCCAGUCUUUGCUAUAUGACUUUAGAUGGAAGUUAGAAAUCUUUUUCCAUAGGAAAUAGCCGAUUUUGAUGUUUAUUUUAGCCCCCACUCCUGUCCCAAUAGUCUGAUAAUGGAAUGUGUUAGAUACCUGCGUCUACCAAUCAGAGAAGAGGGGGGUAUAUUUUAUUGUUUUUGCAAAAUCAUGUGGUUUUUCAUUCAUCAGUAGAACACAUUUCUGUGGUUCUAACAUGGUUAAACUGGUUGGAAUAUAACCGUCCUUCAGUUUUAAAGUUCUUCUAACUGUUUGUUUUGUAAGACACGCAGUCAGGAUCGUUUCUCUACAGCAUGUAAGAGUACUUUGAAUAUUUUAUUACAGAAAGCCUUUGCAUUGUUGCUUUGCUAUAUUUGUUAAAGGAAUAGUUUUAUUUUGUGGGAAAUGCAUUUAUUUUCUUUCUUGCUGAGCGAUACAUGAGAACAUUGAUAGCACUCUUAUGUAUGUGUAGUAAAUAUGUAGCUGGAGCCAGCAGCUGGUUAGCUUUAGUUUAGCGUAAAGACGGGAAAUGAGGAAACAGCUUGCCUGGCUCUGUCUGAAGGGAACAAAAUCUGUCUACCAGCGCCUCUAAAGCUCAGUAAUACACAUGAUAUGUCUCAUUUAUUUAACCAGUACCAAACAAUAGAUUUCUUUGUCUUUUCAUUCUGUUAAAACCCAGUAUUUCUGCACAAUUGCAGAUACAGAUUGAGCUAAUCUUAUAUAAUAUGGCCACACUAAUGCACAAUAUUAUUAAUACUUUUUGAAAAAAUAUAUUCUAGAAGAAUUGUUUCUGACUCAUGAUCCCAAAAUUUCCAAUAACUCCAGAGUGUUAUAAAGUCAAAAUUCACAUUAUUAUUUAACAAAACAUUAUGCUUGAGUCCACAUUUGUGGGCAUUAAGCCCUCCGAAAAGAACAUUUUAACAACAAAAAUAGACUAAUAUAUGUAAUCCAAUUAAUAUCAUAAACUAUGAUGAAAGACAUUCAAAGCUUUAUUUGAAACCCUCAAUAAAGACUUUGGAUGUAAAAAAAAAUUACAUACAGUGCAGCCCCCAUAAAAACCAAAACAACAGCAACAAAAAGCACAAUUCACAGUUACUCGUCGGGGUUGUGUGCUGCACUGUUUCCUGGCUGGCUCCAGUAACUGCUGAUUGCCCGGCAACUGGUCUAGAAAUAAUCAGACGCGUAACCCCAGGAAAAACAAUGAAUCCUUGUUUUUGCAUUCUUCAGUCUUUGUAUUGAUAAAACAAUAAGAUAUAAUGUUUAUUGUUGAGCUGCAGAGGAGCUAGUAAGCAGAUUGUAGACAGUGCCAGGCUAACCGUUUCCUCCUGCCUCCACUCUUAUAGCUAAGCUAAGCUAACUGGUUCCUUGCUGUACCGUACGCACACGAGAGGUAUCAGUUUUCUCAACAAGACAGUGAGAAGGGCAUCUCUCCAAAUGUCGAACUCCUCCUUUUGAAAGAACGGUUUGUAUAAUAGACAGCUUGUGUAUACAGCUUUUUGGAUUAAGCAGAUUCAUUAUCCUGUAAACCUCCCACAGCUGCUGAUAACCUUUGACCCCUCCUGUUGAAGCCUUCUGCUCCUCUAACGCCCCGUAGGCACCGUGUCUUAAUGUCUGUGUGUCUUUAGUCCAUUCACACAUUAAUUUGUCCGUCUGUUAGUAAGUCGAGCCCCAGUUUUUGAAAGCACUUAGCAUCAGUCACCUCAUGGCGUCACAGUGAAAGUGUAGCGUCACUGGCUGCGGAGGCGGGCAAAAUGGAUCCUUUUUAAUCUCUGGGAACUAUUUCAGUGCCAAACUCCAGUUUUGUCUGUUUUCAGUGAUGCUGAAAGUUGGUCAGUGUUUGUAUCAGAAGACGGAAAUAGAUUUUAAAAAAGUUCCUGAAUUAUCUGAGCUUCUGUCCACUGGAUUGUGGUCAUAAUAACGAGUGAUAACCAAGCUGUAUUUGUAACACAAGGCACUCACAGAUGUGUUGUGUAAUCACACAGAAUAUUGUAGGUCUGUCAGUGUCCCUCGUCUUUGUGAGUAAACAUGAAAGGUGCUGCAACAUUUUCAUCAGUUGCCAGCAUUGCCAGUUUGUUGUUCUGUUUGUGUUUAAAGCACAAAGUAAUCCAGGUUUUGAUAUGAAUGUUAACCUUUAAAAGGAAUUUAUUUAAUUGAAAAGAACAAAAGCUCUUUACAAAUUAAACAUGAUGCCCUUCCACCUUGAAAUAAUUGGAUAAAUAUGUCAAGUGAGAUAUAACAUAAAGGCCUACUUUAAAUAAAAUUGAUCUGCUGUUGUUAACUAUCCCAGCAAAAAAAAAACAAGCACUUGAUAUAAAUUUUGCUCCCGUGCUCAGGUUGUUGAAAUCUAAUUCACACAGCAUGUGGUUGUCCAUGUUUAGUCAGUUAAUGUCCUGACUUUCAGAACCAAAAAACAUCAGUUUGGAUACCCAAAAUGUGUCUGCUUCUGUGAUUUAUGGUUUAUUUUUUUUUCUAUUAGCAUUAGAAAAGUUUUAGGAAUGUGCUGCCGCUGUCGUCAUUCACACCCAGGAUCAUAAAACUUGUCAUUUUUCUUUCUGAUGUUUAUUCAAAAUAGUCGAAAACCAUCUUCAUUAACUGCAUAGGGGUUACUCAUGGGUUACUUUCACAUUCAGUGUAUCCAGAUCUCUACUGCUGCUGCUGUUCAUUAUAAAAAAAAUCGCACACUUGCCUCUUCUCACUCAAAAAUGUGUUCUUGCUCACUUUUACAUUUUUGAGGAGGACAACUAAAUAUGCAAUAGAAAUGACAGAAAAUCUGUCACCAUCACAUAACAAUAUGUUGCUUUUUUUUUUAAUGUAGUCUUUUUUCCAGUAUAAGCUAUUUGCAUACAGGAGAUUCACAUUUAACAUUAUCUCUGCAGGCCAGAUCUUCAGGAAAAGAUACACCUCGUCAGUAAUCAGUCUACACAGACUGCACACACGAUAAGCCUAUUUGACUACAAGGUGACCAAAGCAAGCACAGACAAAUUCAACACGUCCGUGUAAACUACGUAGCUCCUAGAAGACAAAUGUAUAGCUCUUUGUUUUGUUUAUUAAACUUUUUUUUUUUUUUUUUUUUUUUUUUUUACUCUAACAUGACGGCUUUGGUCAUAUUGUGUAAUACUGUGAAUAGGAUAGGAGUCAGUCUAUUUCACACACAAACUGUUUGUGAAAGUAAUCAACCAGCUUGAAUCUAAAAAGAAAAAAAAAAGAUUUGCACUACCCAAAUAUUGUUUGAAAAUCUAUUUUGUAUAAAACAUAUGCAGACAUUAACUUUUCAGAAUUAUCAAGGGCAGAUCAUGUUUCACUGGUAUAUGCUUUCUCUAAAAAAAACACAUUUGCUUAAAAAAUUUGAAUAUGUACAUAUAAUCCAUUGUAAAGAAAAUGUGGUGUAUUUGUCUCCAAAUAAUAGUUUUUCUAUACCUCCGCCCUCUGUAUUAUUUUUCCUCUGUAGUGUGACUCCUGUUGAUCUUUUCCUCCAUUGAUUAAAGGUCGAACUGUAUGUCUUUGUGUGGUACUUCUCAAAACAAGGAAUAUGUAUGCCGGUAUUUGCCAUGAUAUUAACUCCAUGAUACUGAACUUUGGGAACGGUAAGCUCGUUGUAAGACACUUAAUUAUCACAGCAAGCACUUCAUCAAAUAAAUGCGCUUCUCCAUUCUGA